Messenger RNA from Entrophospora sp. SA101, 1002 nucleotides. Lineage: Eukaryota; Fungi; Glomeromycota; Glomeromycetes; Entrophosporales; Entrophosporaceae. The record is from the annotation of a GenBank genome assembly.
AUGGAUAAUAAAUUUGCACUUCAAAGUACCAUUAAUAAAAGAGCGGCGAAUCCAAAUAAAACCAACGCGAAAGGUCUAACGUACUACAUUAUGAAUCCUAGUGAUUUACGAGAAGAUUAUCCAGUCUGGCAUUAUUUUUAUCUUUGCACGCUGAUAUUUGGAGCAUUUAUUACUUUAUUCAUUGUACCUGUCGUAUUCGGUAUGUUGGCGGCAAUUGGCGGUAUUGGGACUCCACUUGUUUUAUCAAUCGUUGGAAGUUUUUUCGGUCUUUUCCUUGGAGCUGUAUUUGGCGUUGUAUUCGCAGUAGUUUGCAUUAUUUUCUUGAUGAAAUCUCUUGGUUUUGCUGCCGAAUGGAUUUUGGAUGUUCUUUCUAAUGGUGAAUUAUUAGUACCACCGACUUUACCAACUGGGCCUCCAACCCAACCAGAAGAAUUUUUUAAAGAAGUAGUUACACCUUUAAAAGGUGAAUUAGGGGCAGAUAUUUUUGAUGAUGUCGCUGUUGAUGGAAAUAGUUGUGGAGUUGAUGCGGAUCUUGAUAAAUUAGAAGGAUUUGAAGAAUUAAAGAAAAGACCUGAUGGCAAUGAGGGCCCACUUUUAUUUGAUUAUACUUUACAAAUACCAUACGAAGGAGUUAAACCUAACCAAGCUAAUGAACCACCAAAACCAAGUCAUAUACUUGAACUUUAUGAUUUUGCAGAGUCAGACAAUCUAGCAAAUAUUGUAUUGAUGAAUGCAACUAUUAAACGCGUUUAUCCUCCUUCAACAAGCAACAAUAACAUAUUACCAAACAGACGGCCUACAGUCCUUGCAAUAUUUAAAAAUUCUAAAGAAGCCAAUAAGUCGGUUCAAACAUUUAAAAGUUCCAGGUUUAAACUUAGAACAUGGGAACCUUUACCGAAAAAUAAUAACAUCAAUGGUAAUCUUAGUAUUAGUAGUGGUAGUAAUGACAAUAAUGAAAAUUCUACAAUCUCAGUUGCUCAAUUAUUGGGAUCAUCUACUUAA